GCGUGUGUGUGUGUGUGUGUGUCACUCUCACACACGGACGCACGCGCACACUUGCACGCACGCACACAAUCCCUCGCAGCGACACAGAGGCGGAAACCGGGGGAGAAUCCAUCUGCCCUGCUCGGUGACCGACCCAACCGGUGGUGAAACGGAACAACCGGGUCUGGCUCGAGACGACACGGAGCCAUCCCGGGCUGGUCGAUGGUCCCCCGGUUGGGUUCGAGAAGAGAGAUAAUACUAAUAAUAAUGUAUAUAUUUAAAUAAACAAAGCGGAUAUGUAGGCUAUGCCCCCGAGAGCGCGAGAUCUACCAGUGACUGCACCACCUGCCCUCGCGCCGUUACCGAACCCUCAUUUCCCUCGCAGAUCAAUUAAUUCCUCCAUCACAGUUCGAUUCGGUCACUCUCUCUGGACUUAUCAGACAAUCACACAGACACACACACAAACAGACACACAACACAGACACACAACACAGACACACACACAGCUGUGGCCAUGAAGCGUGUCUGCGGUGUUUUGAGGGACACACUUCUUCCAAACACACGUGACCUACUUGACAUGUCAAACACAGGCCGUGCUCUAACACCUUCUGUGAAACACACACACACCCACGCACACGCCCACGCACACACACACACACACCCCGGCACGGCGGACACGCUGCACGCCCGCCUUGGAGGUUACCCAGCAGCCACUGCUCUGUUCAGCCCCGACGCCAAGACCGCCUCCACCCUCCUCAUCAGCCUCUCAGAAUCUACCCAGAAGGCCCAGCUGAAGCCUGGGCUUGAAGUUGACCAGGAGCCCAAGAGAGAUGACUCUCCGGCAGGGCAGAGGGUACAGCAGGAGGAACCUGGUCCGGUACUCUCUCCAGAUGGCCCCGGCGAAAGUCCAGAGCCGCCCACACUCACACACACACCGACACACACACUCACGCACACACCCACACCUACAAACACACCCACACUCACACACACUACCCAAGAGGACCCUUCUGAAACUGUGGCCUCUGACCUCCUGAGAAAACUAGCAGAGCGGCAGGAAGUGAGCUGUUGGCCAGUGAAGGUCAAGCAGGAGGAGGAGGAGCCGUUGGAAAUUGGUCCCGCCCACAUUUACAAUCAACCAAUCACAGAGCAGAUGUGUCUCUCUACAAUGAACGGGAGUAAUAACAUGCCCAACAUCAAAACAGAAGAGCAAGAACUGUGUGGAGCCACGAUGCCUGACCCCAUGAACCCCAGAUCCAACAUGGCCGAUCAUGUCAUCAAAACUGAAGGCGGAAGGUUCCAUUGUGGAGAAUCGAUGGGGGAGCAGAUUGAAACCGACGCAACCCCCGGAGCAAAGAUGGCAGAGCAGUGUCUGAAAGCCGUGCUAUGGCAGGACAUGUCUGUCAACCUGGCCUCCACUCUUCUACACCAGCUUUCAGAGAGGGCCAGCAGGACCAGCCUACAAACGGAGAGGACUGCGCCCUCUACUGGAACCAGUCCUGCAUUGAAACUGAACGUGGAACAAACACCUGCCCCAGCUUCAGAACUAGAGUCUGGAAACACUCCAGGGAUGGAAAUUUCAGACGGGACCAAGAAUUACUUCUACAGGUGUCACGUGUGCGGGUUUGAGACGGAGGGGCGUGGCCUGUUCCAUGGGCACAUGACGGAGCACCGCCAAUGGGAGCGAAGAUCUUUCUCUCUGCAUUGCUGUGUGUGUGACCACUCAGCCAAUCAGGAGACAGACAUGCAGGCGCACACGGACACACACACAGCCGGAGAAACACAUACGCCUGGAGAAGCACACACACCUGGAGAUACACCUGCUAUGGCUGGGGAGAUGAGAUGCCCCUUCAACCCCCCCACCUCCAGCAGUGUUCCAGUUGCCAUGGAGACCCAGCCCCAGAGUGCCGAGCAUCGCUGCCGCAUCUGCCAGAGGUCGUUUCCGGGGCAACAGGAGCUCCUGGUUCACUUCAAGGGUCAUCGUCAAGGCAACCAGUACAGGUGCGACAGGUGCGGUCACCUGACGCGGACAGCCAACAAGCUGGUGGAGCACGUGCGCGUGCACACCGGGGAGCGCCCCUUCACCUGCCACCUGUGCCCCUACAGCGCCAAGCGCCGGGACAGUCUGCGUCUGCACUGCAAGGUCAAGCACGGCGCCCAGGCCGCCGUGCACGCUCCCAGCACCGUGCACACCCACCGCUCCUACGUGCACGGCGGCGGCGACAGCGCGCGGGGCUCCAAACACACGGAGCUCCUGCACAAACACGCCCCGGCCAGCUCCCCUGCUCUGCACCCCUCGCUCACAGACCUCUCCCCGCUCCUCUCCAUCACCACCCUUCUGUCCCUGAAACACACGCCCCCUGCAGCCCCUACUGCCGCCCCCCCCCCCUCCUCCUCCUCCUCCUCCUCCUCCUCCUCCUCCUCUUCCUCCUCCUCCUCCUCCUCUGCUCAACACAUCUUCUUCAGCUACCUGGGGCUAACUGACUCCUCCUGAACCUCUCCCCUCUCCUCUGCUCUCUCCUCUAGUCUCUACCCUUUCCUUGACUAUCGUCUCUCUCCUCUCCUCUCCUCUCUCUCUCUCUCUCUCUCUCUCUCUCUCCCUCCUCAUCUCUCCCCUCUCCUCUGCUCUCUUUUCCUCUUCCCAAACUCCUCUCCUCUUCUUUUCUGCUCUAUGUGAACUGCUGGAGCUAAAAGCUAAUUGAGCUCAAGGCUGUCAGUGUAAUGUGUUUGAGAAUGUAAGCUAGCUCUUAUAAUGCUUGGUUCGCUAUAGCCUUAGAUAGAAGGGUUCACUGGGUCUGCUGCAGCCAGCCACAUCCUCUCACCUUUACAUGUAUAAUCCAUGUUUAACAGUUCUUUCAUAUCAUAAAGCAUGUCUUACUUCUCUUUCACUAACAAAACUUUAUACUGGGAGCUGCCUAGUACAACCACAGUCUCCUACUGGUGGGUACUGGGAGCAGACCCAUACAACCACAGUCUUCUACUGGUUCUACUCUGAGCUGCCCAGUGCAGCCAGUCUUCUUCUAGUGGACACUGGGAGCAUCCCAGUACAACCACAGUCUUCAACUGAGGGCGAGGUCACUGCCAUUAUGGAGAUUGUGAUAUUUUCCCAGCUGGUUUGGGAAUCGAACCAGAGUCCUGUCUGAUGGUUGAAUAAGCUGAACAUCACUCCAUCCCAUAAUAGUUGGGCCCUGUUGUCCCACCAUCACUGGGAGGGGGUGGGCGGGGUGUUAUUUGUAAAUUAUUGAUGUGUUUGUGUUUACAGGAUUGCAUAAUGCUCCUAAGUUAAACGGCCAUGAAUCUUGAAUAUUUGUAAGAGGUACAAGAUGUACUUUACCAUCCCUGUUUAUGUUUCCAGACGAGCACCUGUCAGAGUUAGCAGCAGAUGUAAAGGUAUCCAACACCUGUCAGCAUUAGCGAGAGAAGACGAUUGGUUGUAAGAGCCCAUGUCAUGUGAUCAGGGUCGACACGACCUCUUGAAAACCCAGGAAGCACUUUGCCUAUUAUCAAUGUUACACCUGCAUGACGCUGCACGGAUCCACCAAUCAUAAGAGCCCAAAGGCUGUCGCAAGGGAAACACUAAGCUGUCAAACAUCCAGAAGACCAUCUCUCAGGAACCCAGCCCUCGCCUUCCCACAUACACCCAUAGCAACAGAACGACUGUCUCUCUCAUAGCAACAGACAGACUGUCUCUCCCAAAGCAGCAGGUCGACUGUCCCUCCCAUAGCAACAGACAGACUCUCUCCCUUAGCAACACACCGAUCAUCUCUACCAGAGCAACAGACGUACUGUACCCAGACAACACCCAGAUAAUCCGGGUCGCCUCAGUGCUCAGCCCUCGGGGGGCCGGGGCCUUGAAGGGUUUGCCUCUAAUGUGAUAGUGUUCUAUAGGAACCAAUGGAAUCAAAUCUGUUGUCCUGCCAACAAGGGCCAUACAUCAUCACGAUUGCGCAGUGAUAUCAUGUCUAUUAUAUUUAUAAACGUUCAUGCCUUGGCCAUGUUUGUCAGCUGUUUCAAUAUUUUCUAGCUUGCUUUGCCUGAUUUCACUUAUUUGGCUAACAGCUGUUACCAGACUGUUAAUAGUACCAACUGGUGAAUUAAAAUGCUAAUAAAUAUGAAUGUAAAACUCAA
This is a messenger RNA of Gadus morhua (Atlantic cod), 4107 nucleotides long. RefSeq names its product zinc finger protein 827. Bases 494 to 2473 code for a protein of 659 amino acids. The record is from RefSeq and is a predicted model, not a curated record. Lineage: Eukaryota; Metazoa; Chordata; Actinopteri; Gadiformes; Gadidae. The transcript is spliced from 9 exons.